Molecule: messenger RNA, 1022 nt
Organism: Laetiporus sulphureus 93-53
Lineage: Eukaryota; Fungi; Basidiomycota; Agaricomycetes; Polyporales; Laetiporaceae
Exons: 1
Coding region: 220-795 (191 amino acids)
Source: RefSeq, a predicted model, not a curated record
GUGAGCUGGCCAUAUGGUAGUACUAUCCAAAUACACCUCCUUAUUCGUGUGCAAAACGCACAGGAUUCGCACCGAGCCCAAAAUAGUACACCAGCCUCGGCAGGCAGACCUACGAAAUGCGAGCGUGGGAUAGUUCGACAUGACAGACUCCUUUCUAUCUGCAUAGUCUGCGCUAGGCGGUCCACUCCUCCAGACGAGCACGCAUGCCGGUUUCAUAUCAUGCUCCAGCCUCCUACUGUUGCUCUCGGUUUCUUCUGCGGGUUGACAUGGCCGCAUCCGCAACCACUCACCCACCAAUGCCGAUUUCCCCGAGCCCGAGAGAUGCGGAUUGACACGGCAGCCCCAGGCCUUCCGAGCCAAAGUCUCCGUAGGUUAGCUUGGAAUCCAGGUGCUAGUCUCGAGCUUGAGCUUGUACCCUCGUCCUUCGUCUAUCUCUGGACAUCAUGCAUGAUGCAUUCGGCUCCUGGCAUGAAAACACAGUCGCCCAUGGUUCUGCAUGCGGCGGCCCCACGUGGAUGUGACUUGGGCUCAGGAAACGCUAGCCCGAAAGCGCAGCGUAGCCUCCAGGCGCCGUGCCCGACGUCAACUACCUCCGCGUCCAUGUCCUCGCUGACAGCAUCGCGUGGCGAUCCUGGGCGCGCAUCAGGAAUUCGCGCCGCGACGAUCUUCCAGCAAGCAUUAUGUCCAGUCUUUGACAUUCUGCGCGCGAUCCGCAUGCCCAACCAGGAGGGAAGUUCACGCGGAAAAAGAGGCAGGCGGGCCGCGCGAAGCUCUCCCGCCGGCAGUCCCAUCUGAUGCUCGUCAACAGCUCGCAAGUUAUGUGCGAUUGUGCGGGCUUCUGUUCGGCUCGCGUGCGCAAGAGAUGCAUGUUCCGGCUCCGUCUCUCGAUACGCGCGUUCGCGGCAGAAGCAUGUGCGGAGCGGAGGGCUACUGGUGCGCUAUCAGUGAUCCGUCGCUCGCUGAACGACGAGUUGCGGAUACGCGCGAAAAUUCCCCUGCUUUCGGUGGAGACGAGUCCUGCG